Messenger RNA from Hippopotamus amphibius kiboko, 1414 nucleotides. It is a transcript of the gene ORMDL2, whose product is annotated as ORMDL sphingolipid biosynthesis regulator 2. The record is from RefSeq and is a predicted model, not a curated record. Bases 919 to 1248 code for a protein of 109 amino acids. NCBI's taxonomy places the organism in Eukaryota, Metazoa, Chordata, Mammalia, Artiodactyla, Hippopotamidae. Gene Ontology annotation, biological process: ceramide metabolic process; negative regulation of ceramide biosynthetic process; intracellular sphingolipid homeostasis. Gene Ontology annotation, cellular component: endoplasmic reticulum membrane. The transcript has 3 exons.
UUACAGGAGACUGAGAAGGGGUAGUAAGGAAAAAUGGUGAGAGGCGAAAGGGAGGGGAGGGGGGUGUGGAGUGGCGGCGAACAACAGACCGAGAAAGGAGUGAAGACAAGCCCUGAGGGAAGCCGAUGAAGGAGAGAGGGAGCCUGGGAGGAGCAAGGGGCAGAUUCAAUACUAGGUUUUAGGGAAUUUUAGGUAGAGGGCGGGCCAGAGUUGCUUCCUAACCAGGCGUCAUCAACUUUAGGGCGAGCACGAUUUUAAAAGGGCCAAGUUCAGAUGAUCAGUGCCGCCCUGGAGUCGGGACUAGGGCUCCAUCUCUCGAGACACUCACCUCACGUCCCUUGCUAGUUCAGUGCAGAAGCCCUGGGCACAUUCUUGCAGCACCCCACACUCGAGAGCAAGAAUUAAGAUGCUGCUUGCUUACAUGCCAAGGAGAUGAGAGACAAACGGGCGAGCCCCAGUGGGGAAGCUGGUUACUAGAACAGAUUAGAAAAGGUAGCUUUACCCCCUCAUCCCUCCUUAGUGGUUCCUUGUUUCCCAUGACCCUCUUCUGGAAUUUUGGGUGUACGCAAUGUCUUCAUGGUUCCUUAACUUCUUCAGGAAAGUAAAGUGAGAUGCUUCUGUUUCCCUUGCUCCUUGAAGUGCGUCAAGCCUAUGCUUACUCCUUCAAGUUACAGUUCAAGCGUAAGGAUCAGAAGAUUACCAUAAUAUGUCUCUAAGAUGUAGAGGGGACUCUUCUUGCCGUCUCAAUUUUUUCCCCAAGUCUUCAGUUUUUCAUUUGUGCAUGAUGGAGAAGUUCUUUCAUUCCCAAUAGUGUUUGGGGGAUUUGGGCUAUUCAGGUGACAACUUGGAGGAACAGACUCACAGAAGGGUUGAGAGGAAAUUAAGUUGGACUCCUGCCUGAUCCCCCAUUGUGGUAGGAUGAAUGUGGGGGUGGCACACAGCGAAGUAAACCCCAACACGCGAGUGAUGAAUAGCCGGGGCAUCUGGCUGGCCUACAUCAUCUUGGUAGGACUGCUGCAUGUGGUUCUACUCAGCAUCCCCUUCUUAAGCAUUCCUGUCGUCUGGACCUUGACCAACGUCAUCCAUAAUUUGGCUAUGUAUGUCUUCCUACAUACAGUGAAAGGGACACCCUUUGAGACCCCUGACCAAGGAAAGGCUCGUCUACUGACACACUGGGAACAGAUGGACUACGGGCUCCAAUUUACCUCUUCCCGAAAAUUCCUCAGCAUCUCUCCCAUUGUACUGUGAGUCCAGGGGGAGAUAUGGGAGAUGCUUCAAAAGCCAGCUACCUCCUGGCCAGCUUCUACACCAAGUAUGAUGCAGCUCACUUCCUCAUCAACACAGCCUCACUGCUUAGUGUACUGCUGCCCAAGCUGCCGCAGUUCCAUGGGGUUCGUCUCUUUGGCAUCAACAG